AUGACCCAGAAGUGGUUUGACGUAACAGAUAACUCCAAUAUUGGAAGAAAAGGGGUCCAUACUACGUUCUUGGACUUCAAAAAAGCAUUCGACCUUGUCGACCAUAGAAUUCUAUUAACAAAAUUAGCGGAAAUGAAUGUAUCGAAGGCCUUCUGGUCAUGGGUGAAGUGUUUCCUUACAGAGCGGAAUCAACAUGUGAAUUUACAUGGUGUUAUAUCUUCAAGCGCCCCCUGUCCAGCUGGAGUCCCGCAAGGCUCCGUUAUUUCUCCAACACUGUUCAAUAUUCAUAUCAAUGAUUUGGAAAACACGUUAACAAACAACCUUACAAACACGCACAAGUAUGCAGACGACUGCACUCUUGAUGAGGUCGUUGCAAACGGAGCCCUUUCAAAUAUGCAGGAAUCGACUAAUCAAGUGAUGAAUUGGGCCAAUGAUAAUAAAAUGAUGGUGAACCCCAAAAAAACUAAGGACAUGUGGAUCAGUUUUUCCCAAUCCUCUUCUGAACCCCCACCUAUACAAACGGAUGGAAUUGAAAUAGAAAGAGUAAACUCCUUCAAACUUCUCGGUGUAUGGGUGCAAAAUGAUUUAAAGUGGAAUACCCAUGUUUGUAAAAUAACAAAAAGAGCAAAUAAGCUAUUAUUCCUUCUCAGAGAGUGCAGGAAAUCCUUCCUACCACCCGAGAUUGGUUUAUUAACAUAUACGUCGAAGAUCCGGCCAAUACUUGAAUACGCCUCUCCAGUUUGGGGCGGAAUCCCUAAAUAUCUUGAAGCAGAAAUUGAACGUGUUCAACAAAGAAGCUUGAGAAUCCUAGGACUUGAGAAAGAUACCCUCCCUACACUAAAAGAAAGAAGGGACAAGGCAACAUGCAACGAGCUGAAAAGGAUCGUGGAAGUCCCAAAAAACCCAUGUAAUCGUUUCCUAUCUGGUAAUAAGAAUCACACUUACGAACUGAGCAGGACCAGAGACAGCACUCCAAGACAGCUCUCAAAAACACACAGGCAUAGUACGUCUUUUAUCCCAAGGGCGUGUAGAUUAACCAACUCAUGAAAUUAGAUUAUUGUACAUAUGUAUAUAAAAACUUCUUAAACUUUCUAAUUUUUACAUUCUCAUAGGUUAUACAUGUAUUUUAGUAUAUAUUUUUAACUUGUAAAUCCAUUGUAUUUCUAUAUGCCAAAGAUGGAUAUUUAACAAUAAAAUUUGUAAAAAUUUAAAAAAAAAAUAAUAAAAAAAUAAAAAUAAACGUCACCAGUCAACGAGGUAACGAAGGAAGUGGUUAUAAAGUAGAAUUUUCUCAGACGUAAUAUAGACUGGGUAUGCGCGUUAUGUAACUAUAUGCGUGCAUGUUUUGGGUUUACAAAUUGCAUCCUUUCCUUUCCUUUCCUACCAUUGACAAUUUCUUUUUUGUGUAGUUAGACAAACAGAAGUAUGACAUGGAAAGAGAUUUCAACAACCGAAUCAGAAAAACGCAAGAAGAUGUAAGUGUGUUAUUUUACAUACACUGACUUAUACCAAAGAUUUAAGAAAGAGGCUAUUUAUGGUCAACACAAGCUUAUCCAAACCGAGAAGAAGGUUAAGAGAACUCGAAGUACAGUACAGUACAGUAACAGUACAGUACAGUACAGUAGGUUCGACGCGUUUCCUUUCUUUUUGGAUAUUCGUAAUCGUAAAAUCGUUGGCCGGCUACUUCCCCCCACGUUUUGGGAUGUAUUUUCGCUUUGCUGUCAAUACCAUUUAACAGUAGCUUCAAGCUGGUUGGCUGAGCUAAGGGAGUAAUUCAAAUCCUCAUUACAAACGUACAUGUUUCAUUUGAAAAUAGACAGCGUUUUUAUCUGUGACUGUUCCAGGAUGCCCAUGGGGCCUUGAAAGUCCUGGAAAGUCCUUGAAUUUGAAAAAAAAUAAUUCAGGCCUGGAAAGUCACAGGUCCUUGACAGUCCUGUGAUUUUGAAUAAUCCGUGCCAUUUUCAAAGAUUUUUCCAGUUUUAGGUCCUUUAAGUAGAAACCCUGCUGUUCAUUCUACAGUAGAUGCAGACGUUUAUGAAAGAUGUCUAUGUAGAUUAACUUUCUUGUUGUAGAUGAUUGCUUCCUCUCAAAGAACGAUUGAUGACUAUAAAUCAAAGCAGAUGUCAAAAAAUAGAUCGCGAGAACUUGAAAACCAACGUUUGUUGGAUGAAGCUAUGAAGAAAAAGGUAUUCUACUGCAGAUUUUAAUAUACAGUCGAACCCCUAUAAGCGGACACCUCUCUUAAGCGGACACCUCUUUUAAGCGGACACAUAUCUCAGGUCCCAUUCGUUUUCUUUAAUAAAAUACUAUUAUCAUAACCCCUAUUAAGCGGACACCCCUCUUUAACGGAGGCGGACACCUUACUUGAGGUCCCAAUGGGCAAACCAACCUCUCUUAAGCGGACAGAUGACAGAUUGUCUGAUAAAAUGUAUUCAAUAUUCGACAGUAAAUAACAAUUGAGAUCAAUUUACAUGGCACAUUGAGAGUGACACACCAACUUGGGGCGAAGACUAUCAGAGCCAAGAUAUUUCCAACGUCAUUUUUACGUAAAUGACAUUAUAAUGGGCUAUCGUCUGCAUGAGCCUCGAAAGCAAACUUGUAUCGAUUCCUUUUUUAUAUGACUGUCACUACAGACUGUGAGAGACGUAUACAUUUUCUAAUGAACUUUUAUGCACAAAGAACUUUAAUUUUAUGCUAAUUAUUUGCUAGAUAUUUUUUACUGUUUUGAUACUCAAAUUACACACCUAAUUACACACCUUUGCCUCCUGCUGUGUUUUUCUACAUACCCCUUUUAAGCGGACACCCCUUUUAAGCGGACACUUAGGCGAGGUCCCGAAGGUGUCCGCUUAAUAGGGGUUCGACUGUAUCAUAUAAUGACAUUAUCACCUCGUUUUAGAUUGUUUAUUUAAGGUGGCUCUCCAAAAAAAUCAUGAGGAAUGACAGAACUUCUUAAUAACAUAUCACUUGGAAAAUUUCUCUGUAACAAUUCACAGGGCUCGUUAAUAUUUUUAGUGCCUCCAAACAACUUUCAUAGCUUCAAAAUGUGCCAUAUUUUAGGUUUUGAGAGCUAAAUAUUAUUAAAAUGCCAGUGUUUUAAAAUGUGCCUGCACAAAUUCAUAAGGUGCCAGCGAGCCUUGUUUGAUCUUCACUCAAAUGCACAAAGUUUGGUUGAUGCUAUUGUCUCUGAUGUAGUUGUCAUCUGUUUUAGGAAAAAGAUGUAAUUCCUGAUUCUGAAAAAGAUGGAAUGAUAAGAAAGUUACAACAGAUAGAAAUCAAACUGACUGCGGAGAUUGCCAGGUGUAUAUGCAGCGUCUUCGUAUUUUUUCUUCUGUCAUUUGCGUAUUUGCAUGAUGUUAUUUAGCAAUAUUAGGAGUUAGGGUUGACCGUUGACCUGUUAUGUUUAGCUAAUAAUUCCAGGUAUCAUUCCAGGUCAUUUCGUACUCCCGUCAUUUCCAAGUUUGAGUACGAAACGAGCAAGCCUGAGUAAGAAAUGACUAAGCCUGAGUACGAAACGAAAAGAAUACGAAAUGAGUAUGAAACGACCAUAAACCAUGAUUCCAUAUUACGCUCUGAAAUUUAAAGUAUACUUCAGUAAAAUGUGAACGAAUGAAGAGACAAAUGAAUGGUAGUAUUACCAGAAAAUGUAGAUAAAUCUAAAACCGCCUGGUGGCAUGGCAGUGAUUAUACAGUAUAAUAAUUUAUAUAACAGUACAUAUUUCAGUUUCAGUCUUGCAUGAGUUUCCACACUAAAGUUAGCUGCUUUUAGAUGAAAUUAUAACCUUGGUCCUUGGGCUUAUAAACGAUUAUCUUUUUCCAAGCCUACGAAAAGAACUUGAACGUACAAACAGGACAUGGGAAAUGAAAGUCACCAUUCUAAAACAAAGGUACAAAACUAUAUAUAUAUAUAUAUAUAUAUAUAUAUAUAUAUAUAUAUAUAUAUAUAUAUAUAUAUAUAUAUAUAUAUAUAUAUAUAUAUAUAUAUAUAUAUAUAUAUAUAUAUAUAUAUAUAUAUAUAUAUACAAGUUUUCUCAAUAUGAAGUGUUCCACUGAUUUCAGUGAGUGCAAUUUUGUAUAGUGACAUUAGUUUAGAGCUCAUUAAGUAAGGAUUCUCCAUUUAUUUGGAAGUUUGAAAGGUUAUAGAUGGUAUUAAAUCAGCCAUGUUGUUAUAGGAUUUGGUCCAGGCUGUAUUCAGUCGAUGUAUUACAAGAGGUUUUGCCUGUUUCCUUGAAUUUGUGUAUAGAGUCACCUCGGAUCAUAUAUAAGACUUAUACUGGCAUUUAACAGAAGCACGAAGUGUUGAAACGUUUUUCGUCCUUUUUAUUUGCAGUAUACAUGCACUUAAAGACGAAGCAUUUUUACGAGCAACUUUACAAAAACAAGCCGCACAAUUACACCAUGCUUCUGUUACAUACGCGGUAAGUACAUAAUAUACAUACUGUAAGUAUAAAGGCUUCUAACAAGACAUUGGGAAAAUAUUUGCGAAAUAUUUGAGUACAUACGUAUAAUUAUAGGGCGUAUGUUUCCAUGAUCAAUUGAUUUCUUAUCUUUCUUGUUGAACUACGCUAUGGGAACACAUUGCCAUACAUAUGUGACAGGUUUCAAAAUCACAUGUAAUUGAGGGUAUCGUACAAUAAAUAAAAUGCAUCUACAUCUUUUUGUGCAGAGUGAUGGACCAUUAAUUAUUCCUCGAGAUCCCAUUCCACUAAACAAGAGAUACCGGAUAAUUGUAAGUUCUGCAUUUACGUCGCAAUGAAAAAACGUAUGUUUUAACCUAGAAUUUUAUCCUUAAAGCAUGACCAUGUGACAAGCAUUUCAUAAUCAUGACUAAAUUGCAAAAGCCAUACCAUAAUCUCUUUAUUAAAACCCCUUUCUAACAAGCCGCCACCUUUUUAGAUGAAGAGAUUUUUUAACCCCCCAUUACCCCUAUUAAGUCCGCCCUCUACUUGCACAAAAGCAAAUUUAUUGUAGAUUUUCCGACUGUCUUUCGCACCAAUUUGUUUAUAUAAAUAAAAUAAUAAUCAUUUUACAGAUAAAUAAGUGCCCCUCUUCGCCCGUCCUCUGCGAUAAGCUCUUCCCCCUCCCUCCAAGAUGCCGGCCUGAAAAAAGAAACCAUCCUGAAAGCUCAAUAGAGAGAUAACGGUACUCCGCGGUUGGUUAUAAUGUUUAUUAUGCAGAAAAUUUAAUUAUUAGCAACUUAUUUUAUUUAGCCUCCACGUUUCUUUGGUGGAGAAAAGACGAGCGGUAUACAAGGUUAGUGCGUUGCGUUGUGCUAGAACUCGCAAUCACUGGUUUUCUAUUAGAUCAGUGCUCACAAUCGUCUACGGCCACACCUAUAUGAUAAAGUUUAGAAUGUUUGUAAUUCUAUAGUCCCGAGGGGUCUGGGGUAAUUUGAUACCCCACCCUCGCUCCCAUGCAGAUUCGCAAUUUUAUAGCUUUUACUGCAUGCCUUUCAUUGAAAUGGACCGGACGGCAAUGAGUUAAACAUGGUACAUAACAUGUGUGUUCAUGUUUUUGUUCAUGGUUUUUCUUGUAUUGUGAAACGAAUUCCAUUCUGUGUGUUUGUUUCCCAUGCAUAUAGAAAAAAAUUUCCAUGUCACAAAUUUAACCCAGACGACUUCAAUUUUACUGCACUUAAACUUUUGAUAAGAUGAUUGAGUUUCAAAACUCGAUUCAAGAUUGAGUAAGAUUACUGAACUACCUUCCUUCUUGUUUUGAAUAGAUACACCACCACGAUCGGCAGAUACCUCCAACAAAGAAAGAUCUGAUUGUUUGAGGUUAGUCCGUUUUUAGUCUAUUUGCAUUUACUACACGAUAAUAUAUACGUGAAAAAAGUCUGAGAUUAGUGGCGUACUUUUCAAAUUGCACUGCAGUUCAAAUUUCGAGUGCAUACUGUAAUUAACAUCGGUCCUCGAUAUGGGAGGGCAGAAAAGACAACAUGGCGGCGGAUACUAUGACUUUUCAGCCACUUGCACAACCUCGUACCCAGGUUCUCUAUCUUCGCUCCUACCUCGCUUGAAUUGAGACCCUGUUUUACUUGCAUGAGCACCUUAUUGAAGGACAUCUAGAGAUGUCAUUGUUAUAGUUAUUGAAAAAUUUAUUCGAGUAUGCUUUCAAAAUUGUGCGUUAGCGCUCGUAUUUGUGCAAAUAUGUUAUGUAUACAAAAAGUCUUCAUUUUUUGGUUUGAAAACAAUGAUGUAAUCAUUUUUAUUUAUAUAAAUGUUUAUAUAAUCGUGUUAAUUAAAAAUAUGGAUUCGUUUUGAAUUGCUACCAAGCAUGCAGGUGCGCCGAAAUUACAGUUUUCGACGUUGAGUUAACCUGGGUUAAAAAACUGAUGUGCUUCUUGCGUUGUUUUGAAUAUUAAUGAGGUGCAUGAGCUACGUAUAUUAUAUGUGUAUAAGCAGAAAAGUGAUGCUUUAAUUUUAAAACCUCGAAAUAAGGAAGUAGCUAAAGACCACAGGCCACAGCUAAGGCAAAUGAUGUGAAUUAUAGGCCUAACUGUACAGACUCAAGUAUUUUAAAUCUUUGAAGCGCGGUUCAACGUAUUGGAAAAAUGUAAGCAAAGAAUUUAUAAUAUUUUCUUAUAAUUAUACUGACCAUUUUAAUUAUAGUUUUAAUUUGCAAAACACGUAAUAUUGUCAGCAUGCUGAUCUACAUUACUGUAUUAAAAAGAGCACAUGUGUAAGUGUUUUUUUCUUGCUAUUACUGUCUGUGCUAUAAUUAUUAGUUGUUUCAUACAGUCUAUUGAUAAAAUAGGACAAGGUGAAAAAUAGCAAUAUAAAUCAAAUCCCUUAAGGCCCGUUUUAUACACUUGCAAUUUUUGCUGCGAUUUCUAUUGCGAUAUUCUCCUUCUGAUGGAUGUGAACGAGUAGAUGAGUUAUAAAUGUUCGGAGUACAUGUACCCUCAUCUGAAUAGUCAUAACUCAUCCACUCGUUCACAUCCAUCAGAAGAAGAGAAUCGCACCUAAAAUCGCAGCAAAAAUUGCAAGUGCAUGUAAACGAGCCUUUAGGUCCUGGAGUUAUAUGUCUCCUUCAUGACCAAGAUUUGUCUCCUAAUGUAAUACAAAUGUACUGGAUUUGCAACGUUGUUAGAUAUAUCACUGUUACAAUGUUUCCAAUGCUUCAGGUCUUCCGAUACUGUUCCCAGGGCAUAUAUAAAGGUUGUCCUUUGCAAACUUCAAACUCUAUAAGCGCGCAAAGCUUAUUAAUGGGAGCACAAGUUUCAAGCUUAGUAGUUGAAUAUUGCAGCUAUUUGUGAAUGAAUUUUUCUCGUAAGGAAAUAUUUACCAUAUCUCUAAAAAUUGGGCUCCAUAUAUGAUUUCUAAAAUGAUUAAAUGAUGUUCCCAUUAUACUUUGCACGCUUAAGAUUUAGGGUUUAAUUAAUUUCAUUUAAUAUUUCAUAUAGAUUAUAUAGGUUAAAUUUUAUCCUCACAUUGUAAUGUUAUUCUAUUUAUAUUAUUGUUUCUAUUAGCAUAAAAUGACAGUAUUUAUUAUGCCGCCGCCAUGUUUGUGUCCUUCACAUGGAGGGGCACAAAUAUAUAGCUGCUAUAAAAACGAAUGUUUUUAUAAUAAAAUAUUUUUGUGACAGUUCAGCUAUAGAAACACGUUAAUCCGGGAUUUCACAAAAUGAACCACUGCAUGGAUCGACACCAAACUUUGCAAAGGAAUUGAUGAUUCCCUUGUCUAGAAGAUUUAAUAAGAAUAGCUUUAUAUAGGAUUAAUGGUUAAGAUUUUAGAAUUUUGAUGAUGUCAGAUGAAAACAAAGAAUAUAAAUUUGCGCAUGUACUAGAACCUUACAAUGUCUUACAGUACAUUUUGUCCGUUUAUUUUAGACUAUAUCCCACACCUUGUGGUCCAAUAAACUCAGUCAAUCCUGACACGCCAUCAACUGCAUCGCAGCAACAAGGCUCUGAUAGGACACAUCGGAUAAAUGUUAAGAUAUAG
Molecule: messenger RNA, 7941 nt
Organism: Paramuricea clavata
Lineage: Eukaryota; Metazoa; Cnidaria; Anthozoa; Malacalcyonacea; Plexauridae
Source: the annotation of a GenBank genome assembly